UCGAAAUUAAGGCCGGAAACCAAAUCAAGCGCGAGAAGUAUAGUACACUAUAAUUUGAUUUUGACGAUGAUGAUGAUUAAUGAUUGGCCGGCCGAUUUGAUUUCCACCGCCGCAAACUCCAUCCCUAAACACCGGAUAUUCCUUCCCCUUUUCCCUUCAAAAAUUCAAAAACACUAAUCAAUCCCUUAAUCGCCCAAUCAAAAGCAAAUGAAAUAAAGCAAGCUCAAGAAAGACCUCACUAAUCACGCCACCUAAGCACAUGCCCUCAUGUGCCCACUCAGAAAAUCCCCCCCAUCUCCCCCAAUACCAGCUCUUCUUUAAUCUUAAUUAUUCCACUAACUUCUAGAUUAUACAUAAGUACCAACGUUAUCAACCUAGUUUCAACUGUUGGUCUAGUCGAUGAAAUGGGUUAAGGGUUAAUGUCUAAUUUGGUUUAACCAGAAUACGUGGAAAAACCUAACUAUUAUAUUCUCCAUUAUUUCGAUUCUCAAUAUCGUUCUCUCUCUCAAUACAUUUAAAAACAACUACAUAUGUUCUCUGAGUUUGAUGGGCAGGGUCGAAUUGGUUCGAAUGAAGGACAGAAAAUCAUGAUUCGAACCACCCGUAUCUAUUGUUGAUAAUAAGGUUUAGGCGUUUGGUAACAUUUUUUGAGCGUGUGAAACCCGCUUUAUUAUAUUGGUGCGGGUUUUUAAUUGUACAACCCUUAGAACCCUACCCAACUCAUGUUACAAUUGUUUUCCGAAGUCUUGGUAUCUACUAACAUGUUUGCAUCAUAUAUAAGCAUAUUUGUGAGGAAGCUAAACAAUGGUAUCAUUUUUUCCCCUUAGUGAGACAAGAAAAGUUUUUUUUACUUAAAAGUAUAGUUAACCCGACCCAACUCAAUAUUACAAAAAUCACUGAGGUUCUAAAUUAAUUUGAAUAAAUUUGAGUUUAACAUUUUCAAAAUCGUGAUAUAUAAGUCGGGUGUUCAAAAUGACUAAACCGAACCAACUGACAUUGUCACCACUACAUAGCAGCUAUAUAUGAUGCAUCAACGUAUCUACGGGGUCGCGAUUUGCCGUCGUCGCAAGACGGAUUUCUCCUCCUAUAAAAAAACAGCUCUUUGAAAGUAAUAAAUACACCGUGUCAAAUCUAAAAAAUUCCAGAACUACCACAAUCAUUCAAUCCUUUUGCCGUCGUUGGAAUUAAACCACCGCCCGCCGCCGGGCUGGCAGGCCAACCCAAUUGGCCGGCGUCGCAUCCCCCUUCUUCCCCUCCCUCCACGUGGCUUCUUCUCCCUCAACUUUCCAGGCGAAACCCAACAAAUCACAAAACAAGUCAACUGCCUAUAUAUAUACCCAAUUCCCUCUUCUUCUCUUCAUAACUCCUUUACAACCAAACUCUGCUCUGUUUCUUCUCCAUCUUCCUUUCCUUCUUCAAAAAAAAUCCUCUCCACCAUCAAUUGCUACCCAUGGAGUGGUCUCGAGGACCCGUAAUCGGCCGGGGAUCCACCGCCACCGUCUCCCUCGCAACCUCCGCCGCCUCCGGCCACUUCCUCGCUCUCAAAUCCGCCGAUCUCUCCCGCUCUCUGUUUCUGCAGAGGGAGCAGAGCAUCCUCUCCAACCUCAGCUCCCCUUACAUUGUCAAGUACGUGGGAUCCGGAGUCUCCCACGAGGACGGCGGAACCCCUACCUACAACCUCUGUAUGGAGUACGCCGCCGGCGGGACCCUGCGAGAUGCAAUUCGCCGGCGGGGAGGCCGGAUGGGAGAGGGUGAAAUCGGAGCGGUGGCUCGCCGGGUUCUUAAAGGGUUGGAGUACUUGCACGGGAAGGGUUUGGCGCAUUGCGACAUCAAGCCGCAGAACGUGCUGGUGGACGAGGCGGCGGGGGGAGCUGUAAUUGGGGAUUUCGGGUGCGCGAAGUUUGUUGUUGAAGGAGGGUCUGAGGUGGUGGGAUUUUCCGGUACGCCGGCGUUUAUGGCGCCGGAGGUGGCGAGGGGGGAGGAGCAGGGGCUUGCGGCGGAUGUUUGGGCCGUGGGUUGUACUGUGAUUGAGAUGGCUACGGGGAGGAACCCGUGGGCGGAGCUGGGAGGAGACGACGACCCUGUUUCUGCUCUGUACCGAAUUGGGUUUUCCGGCGAGAUUCCGGCGGUUCCAAGCUGGUUGUCCGAGGAAGCGUCGGAUUUCGUCGGGAAGUGUUUGGUGAGGGAUCCGAGGGAGCGGUGGAGUGCCAGAGAGCUGCUGGAUCACCCGUUCCUCCGCGAAUCGGAAUCGAUUGAUGGAUUCAAGGAGGCAGGGGAGAGGUCGCCGAGCUGCGUGCUGGAUCAGGGGUUUUGGGAUUCACUGGACUGCGGAUUGGAUAGCUCAGAGGAUUUGACCGUUGAUGAAGUCUUCGGAUCGAGAAUUCCAGCUGGUGAUAGGAUCAAGAGCUUGAUUAACAGUGGGGUUUCAUCAGCAUCGAAAUUUUCGGACUGGAGUUCUGAAGAAGAGGGUUGGAUCACAGUAAGAAGUAACGAGUCCGUGGAAAAAGAUGGCAUGUUGGUGGACAGCGAAUCAUCUGCUGUGGAACAAGAUGCAGCAUCUCCGUUCUGGGAUUCAACGAUUCUUGAUUUGGAUCAGGAGGAUGAGAAGGAGGAGCUUGGAUGUUCGGAUGCCGAUGUGGAGUCGCCGGCGGCGGGAUUGGAAUUUGACUCCGUUGAUAACGUUAUUGUUACCAUUAGUAGUAGUGGAGAUGUUAAUUCUGUAGUUAAAACCCAAGUUGAUGAAAAUAGCAACAUUAAUGAUAAUUCAGAUUCUUCAACACCAAAAUCCUUGGUUGCUCCUCGAUCAUUCCCUGCAUCAUAUUCCUUUUUUCCCCGUACGUACAAAUCAAAGCUCAACAGUUGCAAAAACAGGGCAGACCCAAUACCCAAAUAUUUGGCGUAUUGCUCUGUUUUGGUCGAAACAGAGGAAUCCCAUUAUCAUGUCACUUUCAAAAACACAAACCAUAGUAGACUAACAACAAUCUGCAACAGAUUUUUUGAGCAAAACUCAGAGAUAUUUUUAUGCAACUUUGCCUUUAGGUUACCCACUUACUAAAAUGGACUUCAUUUGGUAUAUCACACACACAACCACUUAGAAAAUAACAAAGUCAGAUUCACUAAUAUUUUUUACCCACAUAAUCGAUCGAGAUAAAGUUAGGAUCUUUUCUUGUUACUUCAUGAACAGACUACUUCACGGCCCCAAAAAUCCACAGCCAAGAGUCAUAACCAAGUGCGAACAGCCUUAACAGCCGCAUUUCCUUUUGUUUUCUCCUUUAGCAUUCGAGUCAACCAGAGAAUUACGGAGGCAAUAGAAAUUGAAGCACAAGUUGGAGUUGUUUACACUUUGAAGAGCGACUUUUGGACAGAUCCCAAGGAUGAGUCAAUGCUAGUUUUUUUAGUGAAUUAGGAGGCCAGAGUGUGAACAUCGAAGACCAAAGUCGGUGGUGAAAUUUGGCCCCUCCACCUUUCAAGAACCUGCAAAUUGCAGCAGCUGUAGUAAGUAAAGACGACGAAGACAUUAAGCUGGCGGCUGUUGGGGAGAAGGGUCAAUUGAAAAAAACACAAUUGGGAAGUUCAAUUCAUGUCUGUCUGUCACCACUAAUAUUGAAGCACCAACCACUCUCUCCCAUUCUUCACCCUCGGGCUGCUUGCUAGGCUGUACAGUUGCGGGAGGAACUUUCUGUUCACUCACUAAUCUGUUUCCUGGCAUACUUCCUUUCCAUUUUCAUUAUUGCUCUCCUCCCAACUUCUCUUCUGUGGAAAAUUCCAAAGUUUGUUGGAUAAGAACAGGCUGAUUCUUAUUUUUUCAUCAAUUGUGUUCAUGACCAUAUGUUGAGAUGCUUUGCACUUGUUUAUUUGUGCUAUACUGGUGGUAUUAGUAAGGGGGAUUGGCCGAUUAGGGGGGCGAAGCGCUCGAUUUGGGGCGGUUGGGGUGCAAUGCACGGCUAGCCAGAUAAUGUAUGAGUUUCGUUCAAAUUGGGUUUCUAUCUUCGUCCGUUCUUUUUAUGGUUAAAUGAAGGAUCGUAUGCAAAAUUUUCAAACUCUUUGUAUUUUGUAGCAUGUGUAGUCGCUUAUAAAACAAGUCAAAUAUGUUCUCUCGUGUCUGUAAACCAGCUAGCAAACUUUGUGUUAGUGAUAGUGUGGACCACAUAAGUUUCAUGUGCAUUUACGUUCAAUGCUUUGUUGAUUGCUUGCCCAGACAGAACACCUUAUUCAGACCGUCUCAACUAAUCGCUAAACUAUAGUCUUAGUGGGGCGAGGCGAGGUUUCACUGCUAACAAACUUAUUCCUCGACGCGGUAGUUGAAUUCGCACCGUCAGAUGUGCUCGAAACCUCUAAUAUUGUUCGCAGUAAUCGGCUCGGGGAGUUUAUUUUUCAAUCAUCAAGGACUGGUAAUUUUGCAUGAAUUGUGAAGGAUUUCACGAGCGUUUCGAGAAUCGGUACACAACUCAGAAACUCUUGACCGGUUAAGUGUGCUAUCUUGAGCUAUGGACACAUCUUUCUCUUUCAAAAUUUUAAUUUGAACGUUGGGAUUUGUAGAUUAGUUUGCCAAAACAAAAAGAAAAUGUGUAAAUAUUAUAUAGCAAUUGAGUUUAUAGUGGAGUUAGCUUUUGAUUUCUAUUGGGGACACACUCGGGAAGCAUUUGUAUGUUGUUGUAGUCAUUCAAAUGAUGAAGUUGUUUGAAUCUUUAACACUACUAAUUCAAAUAUUUGAAGUAGUUAUUAUAAAGUUAAACCAGAUCAUGAUCAAUGAAGGGCCAUAAAACUGUGGGAAAGAAACCCAGAAAAGAAGUUUCUUGCAGUACUAUAGUUAAUAAUAAUAAAGUAAUAAAAUUCGAGAUCGUAAGAAAGUUGUAUAAAAUAUUGAUUUUGUGACAUCUUCUCGUAAUUCAAGUUAUUCAUACUAAUUGGUUGUUUGGAUGAUCCGUCGUAUUACAUCAACCUUUUAGUUCUUGUAGAGAUUAAUCCAUCUGAAAAUCAAUAUAUAUCGAUUAUUUGAUUAAUCGAAAAAGUAGUGUUGCUAAUCUACAACGUAUUAUCGGCUAUACGCCAACUGGGAAUACCAUUAGUAAUUAAAAUACUGAUUAGGGACAAUGUUCCUGCCCCUAAACUAAACUUGCACACAACUUCUUUUUUUUUUUUUUUUUUUUGGGUACUUUCUAGGGAAGAUAUAAGUUACCUUCAGUCAUGCCAUGCGCCUUUCCUCCAGGAAUUGUUAAUUUUAAGGGCUUUGGCAGCACACGUCUUCCUCCAAUGAAUCUAAACCCUCAUUAACAAAAAGAAAUGGAAAAACAGAGAACCAGAAAUCCUUUAAGAAGAAGAAACUGCAGGCAGGCAGAGGCAGAGGCAGAGGCAGGAGCUCUUCCUUUUUUUAAUUAGCAUGCGCGCGUUUUGGUCUUUUUGACCUUUUUUUUGGAUGACUCCUCCUUGGCUUUUACAGUGCUCCUUCAACAUGUUCUUCAUCACCUAACCAAUGGGUGAUUCAGUUUUAUUUGAGUAUUUUUUUUCAAACCUUUAAUUUGGAGCUAAUUACCAUUCAAAUGACACAUGUCACAGUUACUUGUUAUUUGUUCUAUGGUAGUAGUACCAAAAAAAUUAUGUUUAGAUGGAUUCUAAGUAGUGGUGUGGUUGAUGUACACUUAAAUAGGUUGUUUUACCGAUUUGUGCUUUUUAAAUUCAUCUCUUUCUCGUUUGGUCAAGAUAUUAAUACGUGCAUAGUUUUAUACAGGGGGGAGCCAGGAUUUGACGAUCGCGGGGGGAGGGGGGCAGAGCUAUUUAGCGUAUAACUAAAAAAAACAAACAAAAAAUUAUUAUAAGAAAAAUUAAUAAUUUAUUUUCUAUUAUUACAAUGACACAAGGAAAACUAUGAGCAAAAAAUUAAUCAUGCAUAUUACCGUCUAGUAUGUUUCUCUGUAUUUUUAUAACUGAAAAUGAAUGUUCACAAGUAUU
Messenger RNA from Linum trigynum, 5949 nucleotides. NCBI's taxonomy places the organism in Eukaryota, Viridiplantae, Streptophyta, Magnoliopsida, Malpighiales, Linaceae. The record is from the annotation of a GenBank genome assembly.